GGCAAGUAGAAAAUUAGUAAAAGAAGGCACCCUAGUACAUACAAUUUAGAAUGCUGAGGACAAACAGAAGAUAAGCAGUCUUGAGGCAGAAGUAGCGCGUUUGAAGUCUUUACCCCCUCCGACUUCUGCAGCUGAGAGUUCGUCGCAAGACCUGAAUGCAUUAAAGGAAAAAAUUGGCACUUUGGAGGAUGAAAAUGUGAAGCUUAGCAAUGACCUAACGUCUAAAAUUGGCGAAUAUGAAGAGGUGAAGUUCCGUCUCAACGCGAUGGCCCCGUCAUUUGAAAAAGCGCAAGCCCGUGUAGCUCAGUUAACUACCGAGAAGACCGAAUUAAUGGCUCGCAUUGCUGUAAGGAUUCCGUUUAUAUCUCUUGGCUUAAGAAGAUUUACUUUGUUCAGUCUCUGGAAGGUCAAGCCAGUACUGCAUGGCCGGGGAACAAUCAAAGUCGACCAGCUGUCUCACUAUCUGCAUCAUCUGUGA
Molecule: messenger RNA, 478 nt
Organism: Strongylus vulgaris
Lineage: Eukaryota; Metazoa; Nematoda; Chromadorea; Rhabditida; Strongylidae
Source: the annotation of a GenBank genome assembly